Messenger RNA from Cutaneotrichosporon cavernicola, 1734 nucleotides. RefSeq lists its product as uncharacterized. NCBI's taxonomy places the organism in Eukaryota, Fungi, Basidiomycota, Tremellomycetes, Trichosporonales, Trichosporonaceae. Gene Ontology annotation, molecular function: NADP binding; flavin adenine dinucleotide binding; N,N-dimethylaniline monooxygenase activity. The transcript is spliced from 4 exons. The record is from RefSeq and is a predicted model, not a curated record. The coding region runs from base 1 to 1734 and encodes 577 amino acids.
AUGACACGUACUCAGACAGGCAACGGCGCUUCAGCCACAAAUGGCGUGGCCACCGCCCACGGCCCGACCCGCUGGGACAGCACCCAGCCCUACACCUUCCCGAACGUUACAAUGGGCACGCGCAAGCGGGUCAGAGUGAUUACCAUCGGCGGAGGGGCUAGUGCCAUCAACCUCGCCUUUCAGUUCAAGACGCACAUGCGCGAACUCGAACAUGUCGCGUACGAGCGUAACCCCGAACUGGGGGGAACGUGGCUUGAGAAUAGAUACCCCGGAUGCGCAUGCGACGUACCGUCCCACUCGUACCAGUUCUCCUGGGCGCCAUGGAGCGGAUGGAAGUCGUUCUACUCCUCUUCGGAGCAGAUCUACGAAUACAUGAAUAUGGUCGUUGACCAAUUCGACCUACGGGGUGACUUUAGGACCAACCACGAAGUCAUCUCGGCGCACUGGGACGAUGGAAAGGCUCAGUGGGUCGUGCGCGUACGCGGACCCGAGGGGGAGUUUGAGGACCGCGCCGAGUUCCUGAUUAACGGGAGCGGCGUGCUCAAUAAGUGGAAGUGGCCGGACAUUGAGGGCCUUGACUCGUUCAAGGGACAUCUCGUCCACUCUGCCCGCUGGGAUGAUUCUUACGAUUUCAAGAACAAGAAAAUGGCCAUCAUCGGUGUCGGCUCUACGGCUGUACAGAUCGUGCCCGUGCUCCAGAAAGUCGUUGGGAACAUGAAAUGCUUCAUCCGCUCACCGGCAUGGAUCACGCCCUCGUAUGCGGCACAGUAUGCCGGCCCCGGCGGCGCCAACUUUGACUACACCCCCGAACAGAAGGCUGAGUUUGAUGCCGACCCUACAGCCUGGCUAGAGUACCGCAAGGGUAUCGAGAGCAGUAUCAAUUGCCGGUACCAGAUCGUGACCAAGGGCACAGACCAAGCUGCAGAGGCCAAAGUGGCCAGCGCGGCCGAUAUGCGCGCGAAGCUCGCAGCCAAGCCGGAGAUAGCCGACCUCCUCAUUCCUGAUUUCAUGGUCGGAUGCCGCCGUCCCACUCCAGGUAACGGGUUCCUCGAGGCGCUGGUUGCGGACAAUGUCGAUGUCGUCAGCGACCGCAUAGUACGCGUCGAGGAGACGGGUAUUGUCACAACUGAGGGGUUACAUCAAGUCGAUGCGAUUGUGUGCGCGACAGGCUUUGAUGUGAGCCUCAAGCCCAGAUUUCCCUUCAUCGGGCGCAACGGUGCAGACCUGGCUAAGCGGUGGGCCACAACGCCCGAGGCGUACAUGGGCAUCAUGGUUGACGACCACCCGAACUACUUCAUUUCGCUGGGCCCCUCCUCGCCGGUUGCGCACGGAUCCAUCCUACCGUGCAUGGAGAAGAUGGCGCACUACAUUAUGAAAAUCAUCGUCAAGAUGCAAGUCGAGCCCAUCCGCGCCAUUUCGCCCAGCAAAAACGCGGUGGAAGAGUUCAACCAACAUCGCAACUCGCAACUCGCCACAACGGCGUGGAGCGACUCGUGCAGUUCAUGGUUCAAGAAUGGUACCGUUGAUGGACCUGUCGUGGCUGUCCAUCCAGGAAGCAGGUUGCACUUUUUCGAAAUGAUCGCCGAGCCACGGUACGAGGACAUGGAUAUCGAGUACAGCAACAACCGGUUUGCGUAUCUCGGUAAUGGAAAUACAAGGCGCGAGGUUGAGGGAAGGGAUCUGGCGUGGUAUCUCGAGUCUCCGCUGGACGUGGUGCUCCCGUAUGCCGACUAG